Messenger RNA from Lachancea meyersii CBS 8951, 1692 nucleotides. NCBI's taxonomy places the organism in Eukaryota, Fungi, Ascomycota, Saccharomycetes, Saccharomycetales, Saccharomycetaceae. The record is from the annotation of a GenBank genome assembly.
AUGGGUAUCUGUUGUAGUUGUAUGGGGGACGCUGGCGACGACGCCAGCGUGCUUCCUAUCGCAGAUAACGAGCGUGAGGCUGUGACCUCUUUGCUGGGAUAUUUGGAAGAUAAAGACAGAUUCGACUUUUACAGCGGUGGCCCGCUGAAGGCGCUCACCACGCUGGUGUACUCCGAUAACCUGAACUUGCAGCGCAGCGCGGCAUUGGCUUUUGCAGAAAUUACCGAAAAAUACGUGCGGCCCGUAAACCGCGAGGUCUUGGAACCCAUCUUGAUCUUGCUGCAAAGCAGCGACUCGCAAAUCCAGGUUGCAGCGUGUGCCGCGCUGGGAAACCUCGCUGUCAACAACGAAAACAAGAUUCUGAUUGUCGAUAUGGGCGGACUCGAGCCACUGAUCACGCAAAUGAUGAGCAGCAACGUUGAGGUGCAGUGCAAUGCAGUGGGCUGUAUCACUAACUUGGCCACGCAGGACGAUAACAAGGCCAAGAUCGCUACCUCGGGUGCGCUCGUACCGCUUACGAAACUGGCCAAGUCUAAAAACAUCCGGGUUCAAAGAAACGCGACCGGUGCACUGCUCAACAUGACCCAUUCUGGCGAAAACAGACGUGAGCUUGUUAACGCAGGUGCGGUUCCGGUCCUAGUGUCGUUAUUGUCGUCUGUUGAUGCCGACGUGCAGUACUACUGUACAACAGCGCUUUCCAACAUUGCAGUCGAUGAAUCCAAUCGCAAGAAACUUUCUCAAACGGAACCCAGGUUGGUCUCCAAGUUGGUUGCUCUGAUGGACUCGCCCUCUGCCCGAGUAAAAUGUCAAGCCACUUUGGCGUUGCGUAAUUUAGCCUCCGAUACUGGGUAUCAAUUGGAAAUUGUGCGCGCCGGCGGUCUUCCACACCUGGCCAAACUCAUCCAGAGCGACUCUAUGCCACUAGUGUUGGCGAGUGUAGCUUGUAUCCGAAACAUUUCCAUCCAUCCUCUAAAUGAGGGAUUGAUCGUGGACGCCGGGUUUUUGAGACCCCUGGUUAAAUUAUUGGAUUUUAAAGCUUCCGAAGAGAUUCAAUGCCAUGCCGUAUCUACUCUCAGAAACCUUGCAGCUUCUUCAGAAAAGAAUAGACAGGAAUUCUUCGAAAGUGGAGCAGUUGAAAAGUGUAAGGAGCUGGCUUUGGACUCGCCUAUGAGUGUGCAAAGUGAAAUUUCUGCUUGUUUUGCGAUUCUGGCCUUAGCAGAUAACUCUAAGAUUGAUCUGCUGGAUUCAAACAUUCUAGAGGCUCUAAUACCCAUGACAUUUUCGAAAAACCAAGAAGUUUCCGGGAAUGCCGCCGCCGCGUUGGCCAAUCUAUGUUCAAGAAUCAAUGACUACACAAGAAUCGCCGAGUCUUGGGAAAGACCCGGAGACGGUAUUCGCGGCUUCUUGAUACGGUUUUUGCGCAGCGAAUACCCGACUUUUGAGCACAUUGCGCUUUGGACUAUUCUCCAAUUAUUGGAAAGUCACGACGACACCAUUCUGCGCUUCAUCAAAGAUAACAAGGAGAUUGUUAAGAGCAUAAGGCACUUGUCGGACGUGAACUUUGAAAGCGCACAAAAGGCGUCCGUGGCCAUGAACUCUCAAAAUGGUUCAGGGUCCGCAUCAGACCACUUUGACAACGCAAGUCUCGAGCUGUACAACAUCACGCAGCAAAUCAUUCAAUUCAUCGAUUGA